Penicillium brevicompactum is the source of this 1764-nucleotide messenger RNA. RefSeq names its product FGGY-family carbohydrate kinase. Lineage: Eukaryota; Fungi; Ascomycota; Eurotiomycetes; Eurotiales; Aspergillaceae. The transcript has 3 exons. Bases 1 to 1764 code for a protein of 587 amino acids. Gene Ontology annotation, biological process: carbohydrate metabolic process. The record is from RefSeq and is a predicted model, not a curated record. Gene Ontology annotation, molecular function: phosphotransferase activity, alcohol group as acceptor; kinase activity.
AUGGUUCUAGCGAAAGAAGGUUUCUACAUUGGCAUUGAUGUCGGAACUGGGAGUGCGCGUGCUUGUCUCAUCGAUCAUCAUGGUGAGAUUGUCGAUGUAGCGUCGGAGAACAUUGGACUUUGGCAACCGGAGCAAGAAUACUAUGAACAAUCGACCUCUGAUAUCUGGCGAUGCAUCUGUCUAGUCGUCCGCCGCACGCUCGAAAACAAGCAGAUCUCACCGUCUCUCGUGCACGGGAUUGGAUUUGAUGCGACUUGCUCGCUGUCACUCUUCUCGCGCACGACCGAUGAACCAGUAUCCGUCACCGGCCCCGACUUCGACACCGAUCACAAUGUGAUACUUUGGCUGGACCACCGUGCCACGAAAGAGACCGCGGUCAUCAAUGCCAGUGGACACAAUGUGCUACGCUACGUGGGUGGGAAGAUGUCGCUGGAGAUGGAGAUCCCGAAGAUCCUGUGGUUGAAAAACAAUAUGCCGGCGGAUAUGUUUGCGGACUGCAAAUUCUUUGAUCUUGUCGACGCAUUGACCCAUAUCGCGACGGGCGGAGACACACGAAGCUUUUCCAGCAUAGUGUGCAAACAGGCAUAUAUCCCAAAGGGAGUCGAUGGAAGUGUCAAGGGCUGGCAGGAAGACUUUUUGGAAGAAAUUGGCUUAGGCGAAUUGGGUGCACGAAAUUUCGAUCGCAUUGGAGGUGUAAAUGGAGAGAACGGUCGCCAUCUGCACGCCGGUGAGUUUGCUGGGGCACUCUGUGAAAAGGCUGCCAGUGAGCUGGGCCUCAACCCGGGCACCGCCAUCGGAAGCGGCGUAAUUGAUGCCUACGCCGGAUGGAUUGGCACGGUUGGUGCGAAAGUCGACAUGGACAAAAAGGCACACAAGGCACACGCCGAUGCGGUUCUUGAAGGAUCAGAUGAGAGGAGGGAGGUUUUUUCACGGCUUGCUGUCGUGGCUGGAACCUCCUCAUGUCACAUUGCCAUGUCACCAGAUCCGGUUUUUGUUCCCGGCGUUUGGGGACCGUAUCGUGACACAAUUUUCCCAGAGUGCUGGAUGGCCGAAGGAGGCCAGUCUGCCACUGGCCAGUUACUCAAGCAUAUUGUCGAGACCCACCCAGCAUAUGAGAAAGCUUUAUCCGGUGCUCAAAGUCGAGGAAUGAACAUUUUCGACUUCCUGAACGCGCGACUGAACGAGUUGGUGCUUGAGCGGAAACAAUCCUGUGUCGCAGAUCUAGCACGAUAUUUCUUUUUCUAUGGAGACCUUUUCGGCAACCGGUCCCCACUGGCUGACUCAAAGAUGAGGGGCUCGAUUGUUGGUCUGUCGAGUGAUGUUUCUGUCGAGUCCUUGGCCAUUUAUUACUAUGGCACGUUGGAGUUCAUCGCUCUGCAAACCCAGCAGAUUGUGGAGACGAUGAAUGGAUCGGGUCACCACAUUCGAUCCAUCUUCAUGUCAGGGUCGCAGUGCCAGAACAGCAUUCUGGUCAACUUGAUUGCCUCUGCAUGCAAGAUGCCCGUAAUUGUUCCGCGGUACAUCCACGCGGCGGUGUGUCACGGGGCUGCCAUGCUCGGCGUCAAAGCUGCCAGUGUUGAUUCCGAAGGAAAAACCUCGGAUCUUUGGGACGUGAUCGACCAAAUGAGUCAACCCGGACAGGCGUUCUAUCCGUCGACAGACGAGCGUGAGAACGCGAUCUUAGGCGCGAAGUAUGAGGUUUUCUUGGAUCAAUGCGCGAGGCAGCAAGAGUACCGAGCCAUCAUGGACAGGGCGACGGUUUAA